Molecule: messenger RNA, 1237 nt
Organism: Oryzias latipes (Japanese medaka)
Lineage: Eukaryota; Metazoa; Chordata; Actinopteri; Beloniformes; Adrianichthyidae
Source: RefSeq, a predicted model, not a curated record
GCCCCAUGAUGAGCUCCUUCUGCACUUCUUCUUCUUGGUGUUUGUUGCUUUGUAGCAUCAGGUGAACAUCUGGGACCAUGAUUUCACCACGAUGGAUGAUCCUCGUCUGCUUUUCCCUGAUCUCAGUCUUUGGGACAGGAGAGAGUUUGACAACAACUAAACCAUCCAUAAUCUUUGGGACGGGAAAAAGUUUCACGACAAUUAAACCAUCUAAUACUGUGGCACCAAGUUCUCUGGCUGCAAUCAUUGCUGGGAUGAACAAAGCGAUCGCUGAUCUGAAUGCCAGCUAUAAAAAGCUCUUAGCUCAAAAAAAGGGGAUCUCAUGUCCAUGCAACGCCUCUGUGAUCCAAGCUUGUAACAACCAACGAAAUAUUCUGAACAGAGGACUGAUUUCAUGUGAUUCACAGCUGAAGUCACUGAUUGCCCAGAGAACCUCACUGCAGCAACAAGUGAAUGCCCUCAAUUCACAGCUGAUUUCAGCGAAUGUCCAGAGAAGCUCACAGCAGCAACAAGUUAACGUCCUCAAUUCACAGCUGAGGUCAGCGAAUGCCAAGAUAAACUCACUGCAGCAAGAAGUAAAAUUCCUUAGGUCCCAGUUGGAUAAACCGAGAAGCUUACCACAGAACCCGAUAAUUACUAAGUAUCAGAAUUUGGGUUGGCGAUAUGUCCGUGGAAGUUUUUAUUACGUCUCUACAACCACUGCAAACUGGCAGAACAGCAGAAACUACUGUUUGUCAAAGGGAGCAGACCUGGUGGUCAUCAAUGAUGCUGCUGAAAACAAUUUCGUCAGAGAAUUUAAACGCAAGGCCUGGAUUGGACUGUACAAAUCAGGAUCCACCUGGAUAUGGGUGGAUGGAAGUAUCCUGUCACCUAGUGUCAGGUAUUGGGCUUCAGGAGAACCUAACAAUCGGUGGAACCGGGAAGAUCGUGUGGAAAUACGGAUCUACAACAACUUCAACAGCUGGAAUGAUGAACCUGGGGCCACUAGAAACUACUGGAUCUGUGAAAAGAAAGUUGUUUAGUGAAAACACUGGGAACUUUCUGAUCAUUGAAUAACAUUAGCUUGAUAUUUUCUGAGCUUAAAAACUUCAUGCAGAUCAUCUGCUGUCCUUUCUGCUUCACUUUUCAGACAUAAUGAAAACAUUAAUUUGUGGGUAUGAUGGGGUUGAUUAAGGAAUUUAAUCUUUUACUGCUACUGCAUUCUUUUCCUUGGCUCAAUAAAGCAUCGCAAAAUGAA